Molecule: messenger RNA, 627 nt
Organism: Panicum hallii
Lineage: Eukaryota; Viridiplantae; Streptophyta; Magnoliopsida; Poales; Poaceae
Exons: 4
Coding region: 1-627 (208 amino acids)
Source: RefSeq, a predicted model, not a curated record
AUGAAGAAGGUGUACAUGCGCAAGGUGAACACAUCCUCUGAUGUUGGAACAACGGUUGAGGAAAAGCUUGAAGACAACGUGGUGUCUGCUAGAGCGAUAGAACAGAAGGAUGCCAAUGCUGAUAAUGCCGACGCUGUGCUUGCUUCUGAAUCAGAUUUGUCUGCUGGGCUCAACGGCUCUGAGAAGAGAAAGAAGAAAAAUGCUAAGAAAACAAACGGCAAUGAGCCGGAAAAGGCGAAGAAGCAAGAUUCUGAGACCCUUGUUGAGUAUGAGAGGAUGCGUGAGGAGAAGAAGUUCUCGGAGAUCACAAAAAUUGAGAUGAGGAAGGUCACUGCUGAAGAAUUUAAGGGCUUGCAGAUGUUGGAGAAAAAGAAGCUGGAUGAUGAGGAAGCUUCUACGAAGGUUACCGUCCCCCGCCAAGAUCUUGGGUUCAGGCCACCAAGACGUGUCUCUUAUGAUCGGGAAGCUGCCGUCCAAAACGGCAAUGGUGCACCAACGAGUGGCUACAAUGGCGGUGGCAACAACGCUUCAAGGGUCGGCUACUCUGGCCCUGGCCGCCACGAUGGGUACAACAGGGGCAAUGGCGGAUACAACGACGGUAGGGGCAAUGGUGGGUACCGACGAUAG